This is a messenger RNA of Tetrahymena thermophila SB210, 486 nucleotides long. RefSeq lists its product as hypothetical. The record is from RefSeq and is a predicted model, not a curated record. NCBI's taxonomy places the organism in Eukaryota, Ciliophora, Oligohymenophorea, Hymenostomatida, Tetrahymenidae. The transcript is spliced from 2 exons.
AUGGAAUAAGAGAUAGAUGAAUCUUCAAUUUAUCUGAAAAAGCCAGCAGACACAUCUUUAAGUAUCCAUUCUGUUUACGAUUUCUUAAGUAAAGAAAAGGAGCGUUCAAGUUAAAAAAAAGGAAGAGAUAACGCUGCAAGUUACUCUAAAUUUCAUCAAUAUUGUGAGAAGGUGUUGGAUAAAAGAAAAAAUCUUAAAUUAGAUGAUUAAAUAUCAAAAUUAAAGACAAAAUAGCUCCUAGAAUUAUUUGAAUCAGAUAACUAAAGCUCAAAAUAGAUUUUUAAAUUAACUUAAUAAAUAACAUAUCUUCAAAAUAAAAUAUGGGACUUAGAUAUUGUUGAAUUGCAAUCGAUAAAGCAUCUAGUUCCAGUCUAUGAAGAACUGUUUGAUAAGUUAAAAAAUUUGCCUAACUAUCUCGACAGACAAAAUAGGUUCUAAAAUAUUGUUUUAGAAGUUGCUCAAGAUUUAAAUUAGAAUACCAAGUGA